AUGGCUUCUGCCGCUGCCAAACGUCUUACCGGCAAGACCAUCCUUGUCACCGGCGCCUCCUCCGGCAUCGGACGCUCCACGGCUCUGGAGUUUGCCCGGACUGCGCCCAAGAAUGACCUUCGUCUGAUCCUCACAGCACGUCGUGCUGAUUCUCUCAAGGAACUCGCGGAGGAGAUCAAGAGCGAGGUCGGUGAUGGUGUCCAGGUUCUGCCGUUCAAGCUUGAUGUGAGCAACCCCGCCGAGGUUAAGGGCAUCGUGAACAAUCUGCCCGAGGAGUGGAGGAACAUCGACGUUCUCGUCAAUAAUGCUGGCCUUGUCAAGGGUGUUGCUCGAGCCCCUGAGAUCGCCGAGGAGGAUAUCAAUGUUAUGUUCCAGACAAACGUCACUGGUCUCAUCAAUAUGACCCAAGCCAUCCUACCUAUCUUCCUAGGUCGGCCUAAUGGUGGCCACGGCGACAUCAUCAACGUUGGGUCGAUUGCUGGCCGAGAGCCCUACCCUGGUGGAGGCAUCUACUGUGCUACCAAGGCUGCCGUCCGCAGCUUUACUGACAGUCUGCGAAAGGAACUUAUUGCUAGCCGUGUCCGUGUAAUUGAGAUUGACCCCGGUCAAGUCGAGACUGAAUUCUCCGUCGUGCGGUUCUACGGCGACAAGGCGAAGGCAGAUGCUGUUUAUGCUGGAUGUGAACCCCUCACUCCCGACGAUAUCGCAGAGGUUGUCGUGUUUACCGCUACUCGCCGAGAGAAUGUUGUUAUUGCCGAUACACUCGUCUUCCCCAGCCAUCAGGCUGGCGCUGGUGUUAUGCACCGAAAGGGCACUUAG
Messenger RNA from Fusarium sp. VM40, 819 nucleotides. Lineage: Eukaryota; Fungi; Ascomycota; Sordariomycetes; Hypocreales; Nectriaceae. The record is from the annotation of a GenBank genome assembly.